Messenger RNA from Impatiens glandulifera, 657 nucleotides. RefSeq names its product transcription factor PRE1-like. The transcript has 2 exons. Gene Ontology annotation, biological process: regulation of growth; regulation of DNA-templated transcription. NCBI's taxonomy places the organism in Eukaryota, Viridiplantae, Streptophyta, Magnoliopsida, Ericales, Balsaminaceae. The record is from RefSeq and is a predicted model, not a curated record. Bases 103 to 402 code for a protein of 99 amino acids. Gene Ontology annotation, molecular function: protein dimerization activity.
UAAACCAUCUCUCCCAACCACAAUAUUAUUUCAUCAUUGAUCAUAUAUAUUUCUUCUCUUCUUCUUCUUUAAGGUUAAUUAAUUAAUAAUUAGAAAAUAGAAAUGUCUAGUAGAAGGUCGAGACAAUCGGGAGGCGGUGGUGGUGGGAGUUCGAGAAUAAGCGACGACCAAAUAGUUGAUCUUAUUUCUAAGUUGCAGCAAAUCCUCCCCGAGAUUAACACACGCCGCCGCUCCUCCUCGACCAAGGUAUCUGCAACAAAGGUGCUUCAAGAGACAUGCAAUUACAUAAGGGAUUUAAACAGAGAGGUUGAAGACUUGAGUGGUAGACUCUCCCAUCUCCUGUCUACCGUUGAUGAAGACAGUGCUCAGGCCGCCAUUAUCAGGAGCUUAAUCAUUAAUUAAUUAUUAAUUUAAUUAAUUAAGAUAUAUAUAUAUAUAUAUAGUACGUACUGCAUUAAUUAAUUAAUUAAUUUUGUUUUAUCCUUAGACCUGAACAGUUAAUUUUAUGUCAGAUCAGGUCAUUAUAAUAUAUAUAUAAUUAAAAUUGCAUGUGUUAUUCCAAAUACUAUAUUUACUUACUUAUUUUUACCACUUCAGUUAGCUAUCAUGUUCUAGAAUUUGUACCAAUUAAUUAAUAUUUAAGUAUUUGUUUUUGUA